Micromonas commoda is the source of this 4908-nucleotide messenger RNA. RefSeq lists its product with no specific name. Gene Ontology annotation, molecular function: phosphatase binding. The record is from RefSeq and is a predicted model, not a curated record. The coding region runs from base 1 to 4908 and encodes 1635 amino acids. The transcript has a single exon. NCBI's taxonomy places the organism in Eukaryota, Viridiplantae, Chlorophyta, Mamiellophyceae, Mamiellales, Mamiellaceae.
AUGAGCGCGCUGGUGCCCCGCGGGUCCGCCGGCGUCGCGCCCGCGCCCGCGGAGGUCGUGUUCGAGUCCGCACCGCGCGCGGGCCUCGAAUCCGGCGACAUCGUCGCGCUCCUCGCGGGCCACGACGAUGAGAUCGGAGCCGCGCGCCCGUACGCGGUCUCCCAGGAGGACGCCGAGGAGGGCCACGGCCCGCUCUACCGCUUCGUCGUCGACUCCGAAUCCGGCCGGAACGCGAACAUCGUCGGGCUGCAGAAGCAGUGGCCGCACGCGCACCUCGAGGUGUGUCGCAGGGACGACUUCUGGGGCUUCAGAGCACCCAUGGCGGAGGAUCGGAUGCUGCAGGCCACCAGGCGGGGCGCGCAGCGACUGCGGUUCGCGUCGGAGCACAUGGGCACGUGGGAGGAGUGGAUCAUGGACGCCCGGUCCGAAACCCUCGCCGAGCCGUGGAUGACCCGCCGGAUCAUCCUGCGGCACAGGCGCUUGGACAGGUUCGAGCUGCGGGUGACGGCGGUGAGGAUCGGGUCGUCGAGGGCGACUUCUUCGCCGGCAGCUGCGCCAUCGGCGGCGACGCCCCGCCGAACCCAUCGACACGGGGAGGACAUCGACGGGGACGACGACGACGACGAGUUCUUCUCCCCGGGGGCGGGCCCGGGCGGCACCAGCGAUGAUUCCUCCCUGGCGCUGGCGGGUCGCGAGUACUCGUCUCGGCCGCCGCCGAUUGCCGCGAGGCGCGCCACUCGAUAUCGCAACGACAUGUAUCAGACGGAGACUCCCGGCGCGACUCCCGGCGGGGGGGGUCCGAGGGGUUCGGGCCGUGAAGGCGGCGGCGACGCGGUCAAGGAGCACACGUCCGUGCUUCACGCCAUGUCCGGCGUGAUGGCCAAGGAGUUCACGGUGGCGCUGCAGCGGGAGAUCCAAGCUCGCGCGGCGGUGGAGUCGGAGGUUUCCGAUUUGCACCGAGCCUCGGGGGAGUUACGCGAAUGGGCGCUGAAAGAGCUGGACAGGCUUCGAACCUACGCCCAGACGCAGGUGAACGAGCUCGUCGCGGAGUGCACGAAGCGCAGGGACGAGGCGAACGCGUACAAGUCGCGGAUGGAAGAGCACGCCGAGUCUAGCAAGAUGCUCGAUCGCGCGCUGACCAACGCCUUCGCCCGCCGGCGUACACGGAGCCUACAGACGCGGGGCUUGCACGCCCUCAAGCAGCACGCGACGCAACUCACGCGACGCCGGCGGCUGUACACGCGCGUGGGGUCCAGGAUCGCCAAACGGUCGAUGGCUCGCGCCUUUGACCAGUGGUUUGCUCGGACGGCGGAGGCGGCGGCGCUUCGAACUCGGAUGACCCGAUUCGCGACGAGGUGGCGUAACUCCGCCGCCGCCGCCGCCUUUCGCACCUGGCGCAUCGCGCAGCGCAAGUCCGCGAUGCGCUCGUACGCCGCCAGCACGAUGGCGUCCAAGGCGAGGCUCCGGUGCGUCGGUCCCGCGCUGCGGCGCUGGGCGGCGACGACGAAGGAAGUUCGCGGCGUGUCCCGGAACUUUCGCAAAUUUACCGAGAGCAAGGCGCGGAGGGACACUGCCGCGGUGGUUCGCGAGUGGUUCGACGUCGCACAGGACGCGCGGCUUCGCCGUCGGCAGGGCGCGCGUGUCGCGGCGCGGCUGGUAUCGAAGCGCGAGCGGGAUCUUCUCCGCGGCGUCUUUUCCGAGUGGUUCGAUUUCGCCGGAAACAAUAGACGGGUCCGGAGGCUCGUCUCCCGAUCCGCCGCGCGGGUGGGACGGAAGAUCUUCGCCGCCUCGUUCGUUCGCUGGCGUGAUCACACCAAGGAGACGCGUUCGCGCCGACGCCUCGUCGCGAGGAUGUUUGCUCGCGGCGCGUUUAAGAUUUCCGAGAUGGCGUUUCUGGCGUGGCGGUCGCUCGCCAGGGCUCGAGCCGACGCGCGUGCGCUGGCCAUGACCCGCGUCGCCUCUCGCCUGCGCAACUUCCAGACGCACCGUUCAUUCAACGCGUGGUCCUCCGCGGUCGCCGAGCGGCGGCGGCUGAGGGUGGCGGCGAGGCGGGUCGUAUCCCGCGUGGGCGCGUACGGCGCGGCGAGGGCGUUCAAAACGUGGGCCGAGCGAUGGGCCGAGGGUAAGAGGGCUCGGGUCAUCGUCGCGAGGCUGGUGGCGAGGAUGUCCAGGCGCGUCGCGGAUGGGGCGUUCCGGGGCUGGCGCCACGGCGUGAGCGAGCGGCGGCGUUUGACGCGGCUGACGACGAACGUGGUGCGUCGCAUGGCGAACCGCCAAAUCGCGGAGGCUUUUUACGGCUGGGCGAACAAGGCGGAGGCGGCGCUUCUCCUUCGGCGGCUCGAGGCCAAGGCGGCGUCGCACCGGUCAAUUCGUUUAACGCGGGACUCGUUCAACUCGUGGUUAGAGACGCACAAUGAGGAGAGGCGGAGGCGGUACCUGAUGACGAAGGUGACGGCUCGAUUCGUCCUUCGCGUCACCGCUCCGGCGUUUGAUCGAUGGGUGCAGUGGACCGACUCGAUCAAACGCCAGCGAAGGCUCAUCCUGCGCGUCGCGGACAGGUGGCGUAAGUCGUACCUCGUCUUCGCGUUCGAGGGGUGGGUGGAGUCGCACGCGGAGAUUUGUCGACGCAAGAACGUCGUCGCCGUCGCGAUGGAACGCGCAAACUCGGCGAGCGCCCGCGCGGCGUUUACUCGCUGGCUCGAACAGACGGCGGAGCUCCGACGACAAAGAGCGCUCCUCGCCAGGGUGGCGCGGAGGUGGCGCGACAGGCUCGUCGUCUCCGCGUUCGUGACGUGGCGGGAGAACGCGGCGGACGCGCGGGUAAAGCGGGCGAGCGUUACGCGCGUGACGUCGAGGUGGCGGCGUCGUUUCGUCGCGUCCGCGAUGGACGGGUGGCGCGACUGGGCGUACGAGCGAAGACGUCAAAGAGCGCUCGUGAAAAAAGUCGUUCAAAGAUGGCAUCGCCGGCACCUCGCGCGCGCGUUCGACCGCUGGUUCGACUGGUGCCACGACAUGCGACGCGCGACGCAGGCGGUGGAGCGCGUGGCGGUACGGUGGCGGAACGCGGUGCUCGCGCGCGCGUGGAACCGGUGGGCGUUCAUCGCCCCGGAUCUCGCACGACGACGGGCGCUCGUCGCCAAAGUCGCGAGGAGGUGGCGCGACGGGCUCGUUUUUUCCGCGCUCGUCGCGUGGCGGACGAACGCGGCGGAGCGACGACGCCACCGACACCUCCUGGCGCGGGUCGCCGGCCGGUGGCGCCGACGCGUCGUUGGUUCCGCGUUCGACGGUUGGUUCGAGGAGGCGCGAGCGCGAGCGAACGCUCGAUCGACGGCGGAGAAGAUCGCGACGCGCUGGCGGCGAACGGCGACGGCGCGUGCGUUCGAUAAGUGGCGCGCCGAGCGCGCCUUCGCGGCGUCCACGCGCGGCAUGCUCGCGCGCCGGGCGGCGAUGGGCUUCGCGAAGCGGGCGAUGGCUGCGGGGUUCGUUCGUUGGGCGAAGGCGGCGGCGGAGCGGGUCGCUUUAAAGCGGAGACUUUCGAAGGUGGUAGCGAGGAUGGCGACCGCGACGUGCCGGCGCGCGUGGGAGGGAUGGAUCGAUCGGAUCGAGCGCAGGGCCAACGCGUUGGCGUCGCUCGAGGCGGCGAUCGCGCGGUGGACGCGUCGCGCGUUGGUGGCGUCGUUCCGCGCGUGGCGAUCGCGUUGCGGCGAGUUGCGAGUCGCUCGAUCGGCGGUGAUCAAGGCGCUCGGCGCGUGGCGAUCCAGGGCGCUCUUCCGGUGCUUCCGACGAUGGACCGAGUUCGUCGCGCAGCGCGCCGCGCUGGUGACGAUGCUCGAUCGGAUCGCGGCGAGGUGGACGCGGCGGCACGUCGCGGAGGCGUUCGACCGAUGGGACGAGGCGGCUGCGGAGCGUCGACGACUUCGCCGGCUGCUCGCAAGGGUUCGCGCCAAGAUGGUUCAAAAUCUUUCAUCUCGCGCGUUCGCCGCGUGGCUCUCGGACGCGCGUCGGUGCGCAACCGCGCGAACGAUCCUGGCGCGCGUCACCAACCGGCACCUCGCGCGAGCGUGGGGGACGUGGCUGGCGGCGGUGGACGGCGCGAGGCGCGCGCAGUUGUCCGCCGCGCGGGGCACGGCGAUGGCGCAGAGGCUGUCGCUUCGUCUUCGCGCCAAGGCGUUCCGGGAGUGGCGCGCGGCGCACCAGUGGGGUGAUUUCGUCAAUCGGCUCGCCCACCGCAACCGCGAGCGCAUGACUGUCAAGAACCUCCGCGGGUACAUUCGCAGGUGGAUCGAGGUUGUGGACGAGAAGAAGGAGAGCGUGGACGAGCUGCGGCGGUGCCUCGUUCGUAAGCGCGUGGCGCAGCGGUGGUUCCUCCGGUGGUACUGGGACGCCUUCGACUCGGACAUACAGAGCGCGCUCGCGAACAUACUGGGCAGCACGGAGAGCGCGAUGGAGGAUGCCUUUUCACCGCCGCCCUCCGCCAUACGCGGCGUGCGGCCGCUGCCGCGCGACAGUGACUUUAGCGACGACGCCGAGGACGCUUACAUGUCCGGCGCGACCGGCACGAUUACCGACUCUCAGCGGGACGAGGACUACUCCGACUCUCCGCUCUCCGACGACUCCCCCGACGCCCUGGGCGCCGCCGCGGAGAGGCUGUUCGCGCGCGGGCAACGGAUCAGCAUCGGCAAGGAUAAGGACGUGAGGAUGGCGCGGGAGAUGCUCGGGAGCGGCGGGGGCGCCAGGGCUCGCAGGGACGCCGGCCUCAUCCCAGCCGACGAGGACAGCUCGGGGGACGAGGUGGACACAGCUGGGGUCGAGGCGGCGGGUGGGGUGGACACUCGGCCGGAGGAGGUUCGACCGGGGCUGGAGUCGUUCAGCUCCAAGUACGACCGGGUCAUGAAGGGCGAGAGGUGA